Molecule: messenger RNA, 4116 nt
Organism: Venturia canescens
Lineage: Eukaryota; Metazoa; Arthropoda; Insecta; Hymenoptera; Ichneumonidae
Exons: 3
Coding region: 564-2825 (753 amino acids)
Biological process (GO): regulation of transcription by RNA polymerase II
Cellular component (GO): nucleus
Molecular function (GO): RNA polymerase II transcription regulatory region sequence-specific DNA binding; DNA-binding transcription factor activity, RNA polymerase II-specific
Source: RefSeq, a predicted model, not a curated record
GUGUAUGUGUACGAUACACAUUCUUGUCGCGAGUGUUUCUUCUUUGAUGCACACACAUCGCGACAAGGCGGGCGAGUUUUACCGGUUGCGCGCGCAUCUGAUUUUGUGUGCAGAAAAAUUAGCUUUAUUAUAAUUAUGCGUUUCUCGUAGUCCGCACACACCAGUGACGGAAGAUACGGAAAAUAAUAAAAAUGUUUUCGUAGCCUCGUCCGCGAGGCUGUGAACCAUCGCGUGUGUUUCACGCGAAUACAAUAUUGAAAAAUCGUCUAAAUAUUCGUCCGAAUACGAUAAAAUGAGCUAAGAAACGAGCAAAGAUGCUUGUGGCGUUCGUACCGACGCCUUCCCUGAGUGCUCCGAGCUCCGAGAGUGUCUAUUUUUUUCGGUUCAUUUUUCAAUUCGCCAUUCCGCACACUGUCGUUGAAUGUCAGUGUUAUUCAACACAAUAAUCACAAUCGACCUAUUGUCCUGUCGUCAUAUUUUGGCUUCUACGGUGGUCCUAUCGCUAUAAUUGUACUCGACCUCCACUUUUUUCUCUCACCUGAUUUUUCGAUACCUCCUUUACUAUGGCCUAUGCACCCAUUCCCAAUAUCGUCACUGUACACACUCCAAAAAUAGGCUGCAAUGAAUUAUCAAUGAACACGCUCAAUGAGAUAUUAAAUUCGGAAUCAGUAAAACGAUUGCUCAAUAGGCAAAACGUUUACCUGCAAACACCAUUGACAGAUGGCUCAGUGGCUUCUGAUUUAGCCUUGUCAAAAAACUCUUAUGAAAAGCGAAAUGGUUCCAUGGAGAGCAAUACUAAGGCAGAAACAAAGCCAGAAUUGUCAGUUAUACCAAUAUUAAACUUAAGUGAAAAGGAAAAAUUAUCGAGGAUAGACGCAGACGACCAGCAUUUAUUGCCCUCAAAGACUGAGGGAAAAUCAGCUAUUGCUCUCUUGCCACUCAGAAGAGAAAAUAAAAUUUGUGGUCAUAGCGAAGAAUGUGAAAACCUGAUGUGCACCGUGGACAUUGAACGAUUGGUGAUAGGAGAAGAAAUAACACCCCUGAUUGCAAUAAACUUGGAAUCAGAGGAAGAAAUCGAUGCACCGGUCUCGAAACAUUGCAAAGAUGAUAAAUGCGAUGCAUUGAGCAUUGAUCAUGAUCGUUGUCGAAGAGCUGUAAUAAGAUGUAACCGCUGCGAUCGCUCAUCUCGCUGUGACAUUUGUCUCGUCAAUUUGAAGACUCGUAAAUCGAAAAUGAUGCAUAAAAAUUGUAAGCUGCGGCCCGAGUACAGACACAACAAAACCAGUCGAACUCAACUGAUGAAAGACAGAAUGAGAAUGCGAGAAUUACAGAUAUUGAAGUCUACAAAAACCAGAAGAAUUGAUUAUAGUGACCCGAUUAACGGGCAUAAUCGUGCUUUCGAAAGUUUGCAAAGAAAUUCCGAGCUCAUUGUCAUACCAAAAACUAGCUUGUCCAUUCAGCAUCAUCCAACCAUAAGAAUUACUUCGGUUACCGGUGCUACAACACCACCGAAUACUUCUCGGAGGGAUAACUAUGGAAAACUGUUGCCCCGUUAUCCAUUCUUUCCAGGACAAAAACUAGUCGUUGGUCAAUCAGCGGGCAAUGAUUCCAAGGAUUCUCCAGGAAAAUCGAGCACUCGUAACGAUCCUAAUGUACCAAUAACGUCUCCCAGAGCUCAACAUUUUAUUUCCAUUCGACGGAGCGGAAAUACCAGACAAAAUAAUGAACCCAACGAUUAUUCUCCAUCGCAACCACAAACUGGUUCUUCCUCGACUCCUUAUUUGAUGCCUAUCCGUGUCGUUCCCAUCAGCGGGCUCACAAUGGAAUCCCCUCUUUUAACUCAGGGAGUUCCAAAGUUUUGUCUUGUUUCUCAGACUCCCAAUCAAACGAUGAGUUUCGCAAACACUCCAGCAAAGAUUUUGCCUCAAACGAACGAACGAAUGAGAGGUCAAGCGGUUGCGAACAAAAUAUCAAGGAAAGCCGAAUCCGAAUUUACUUUAAAACGAUACAAGUCUGGCUUGCGACGUGGUAGACGAAAAAAAAAUGGAGCCAAACGAGCCAAAUCGUUCGAAUGUAACUUCUGCUCGAAAUCAUUUAGCACCGACUGGUACUUCAAACUUCACAUUGCCAAGCACAAAGGCGAAAUUAAAUUCACUUGUAAAUAUUGUAAAAAACCAUUUAUGCAUCAUUGCAACAUGAGAAAACACGUGAUGACGAUGCACAAACAGGAAGCAGCUGACGACGACGACGAAUACGCCAACGCUGAGGACGAUAACGCCGAAUUUCUCCAUUGCUUUAAUUGCAAAGUCGUAUUUAAUUCGAGAAUUGAAAAAGAAAAUCAUCGCUGUUCGAUCGUUUGUUUACGGUGUCACGCGAGAAUCACCGAUGGUGAUUUGGCUAAUCAUCUCAAAACUAAACACGAGAUGUCCGCAACAAAAGUUCUAGAAGAAAUUGAACGGCAAAAACGACAGAAAAUUAUGUUAGUUCAGAAUCGUGACAAAAAAAAGCGUGAAUUUAUCAAGCAACAAGCCCGAGCUGUCAAAACGAAAGAAUCAACGAAGAACAAACUCGUGGAACGUGAAAAUGGUAAUUUGAAGAGGAAAAAAGGCGCUUCGAAUUCAAACGAUUCACGAGGAACGAAACAGGAAGCAAAUAAAAAUCAAAUCAAAAUGCCCGUACGACGAUUGACUCGGAGAAGAAAUCAUAAUUUUGUUGACCAAUCAGACACUCCAGAGACCGAUGAAAAUCUCGAAGAAACUUCACAAACCGACUCAUUGACAGAAUCAACUCCAGGAGCAGCUGACGCAAAUCUCAUAUCCCGAUGAAAUUCGUGAUUGGAUUUCCCAUAGUUUCGAUAAACCCAGCGUAACCGAAUGUCCAGACUCGUUGACUUCAAGAUUUUUUUUUUUUCUACAGCAGUGAAUUCACGCAAUCGCUUAACAUUUAGAGCAUUUUGCUCGAAAGUUGGAAGAACUUUUUUCUAUCCCCCUUUCCCUCAAAUAACGUAUUGACAAGUUAUCUUUUGGUGAAGUCCAAAUGUUUUUUUCACUCAUCAGGAUUUUUUUACUAUUGCUAGUUUGAGCUUAUUGAUCACUUUGAUAAGUUCUUCAAAUCAUUCACACCUUUUACCCUAUUCCAUUCUCACUCACGAUUAUUAUUUUUUCUUCAAUACAAUUUUCUAGGAUUUAAUUUUAGUACAAUAAAAAAAUAUUUCAAGAUUCCUAUGGAAUUUUGCACUUGAAUCGCAUAAGGAUUUUUUGUGAAUAGCUUGUCAUAUUAUUGCUCUAAGACUAAAGCUAAAAUCAUCUUUUCAUUACUUUUUUGGUGAUAUUGAUUUUUACGCUUCUUUUCGGUACAAAGCACUGAAUAAAUGACAAAAACAUGUAACAUAUUUCAUAUUUCAGCAAAUUUAUGAAAAAUCGGAUCAAGCACAUGCAAAAAAGGAAUAUGCAAUUAUUGCGAUUAGGUAGUGAUUUUUUUCGUUUUCUUUUUUUUAAAAAAAAAAAAACAAAAUUUCGUGUUCCUGCCACGAUCAUCACAUCACUAAAAAUUGUGAUAUAUUUAUAAGAGUUGUGUAAUUUACCGUGUUAGAUUUAUUUCACACCGAUGUUACGCAAUUAAGAAAAAAAAAAGAUAGAAAGACAGGAGUGUACGAAUAAGAAGAAAUUAAAAGGGCUUAAUGUUACAAAACGUAAUUCGGAAGAAACAAAAUACAAAUUGUGCAGACAACGUUCCUCAAUCGAAAAAAUGAUUCAUUAAAUCGAGUGCCUUGCCAUAAGACCUUUAUUAUUUAAAGAAAAGAAACAAAUAUUUCGUGUGAUAAAUUUUGUACAAACUAAUACUUUCAAGAAAUUUUCUGAUCAAGCGAGAAUUCCUUUGAGCAUGCUUCAACAAUGUUUUCAGCAAAAAUCAUAUUCACCCAUUUCACAUUUUACGAUUUACAUUUUUUUUCAUCAUUUUUUCCAAAAUGGUUAGAAAUAAUGGUCAGAAAAGGAUGAAUUUACGAUUGUAAUAGUUUUGAUGAUCACAAAAACAGUAUUAAAAUACGCCCGAAUGUUUUUUUUCCAAGUGUUUCACACCAUUUAUAAGAAGAAUCAAUAAAAUUUUUAUGUCGCA